Molecule: messenger RNA, 1287 nt
Organism: Hibiscus syriacus
Lineage: Eukaryota; Viridiplantae; Streptophyta; Magnoliopsida; Malvales; Malvaceae
Product: WEB family protein At4g27595, chloroplastic-like
Exons: 2
Coding region: 1-1287 (428 amino acids)
Source: RefSeq, a predicted model, not a curated record
AUGGGGCAGCUUGAGGAGGAUUCAUCGUUAUCGUUUGCUAAAGAAGAACAAAGAGUUGAGAAGUCUGAAGCAAUGGAUUUAUUAUUGUUAGAAGGUAAGAGGAGAAUUCAUGAACUGGAAGACGAAAUUAAGAGAAGGGAUGAAUCCGAAAAGAAGAUGUAUGAUUCACUUGUUGCUCAAACCAAAGAGCUCGCGAAAACAAAGAUUUCAAUUGAAGAAUCAAGACAAGAAAUCACAUCCCUCCGUGAAAUCCUCGAGAAAAUGGAAGGUUCAUCCGAGGCUGCUGCAUCUCAGAGUUCUUCUUCAUUAGAUAGCCUUGAGGCCGAGCUUCAAUCGGCGAAAGAGAAGGAAGGGAACGUUGCUUCAUUAAAGGCCAAGAUGAACUCGCUAAAAAAUGAAAUGAAAUCGACCCGAGAAGCCAAAGAAAACAAUCUGAGAGUCCUGGAUGACUUAGCCUUAGCAUUGAAAGAAGUAAGAACGGAAGCCAUCGAAACCAAGGAGGAAGCCUCGAUGAUAAAAGACGAGCUCGAGAAAUCCAAAGACGAAGUAGAAAAUCUGAAGCUCAAGUUGAAGAACAUCGAGGUAAUGUACAAUGAAGCAAAGAACGAAGCUGAAACAUUUAAAUACAUUUCCGAGAUAUUAACAUUAGAGGCCGAACAAAACCUAAUGCAAUGGGAUAUGAAAGAGACGGGCUUUGUCGAUUGCAUUAAAAAACUCGAAGAUGAAAAGAAUGCUGCACAAGAAGAGAACAAGAUAUUGCUUGAAUCACUAACAGAAGCUCAAAACAUGUACAGAAAAGCCAUGGAAGAGAAUGAAGAACUUCGGGACAACAAGAAACAGGCCGUGUAUGAAGCUAAUUACGUAACCAAGGAGACCGCAAGCAUAUAUUCCCGAAAUAAAGAAGGGUCAAAUAAACUUUCCCCUGAGAAUGAAAACCGUAAGAGUAACGGAUCAGCAACUUUUGAGAUCAUUAGGGAGUGGAAGCUUUGCUUUGUGAAGAGCAAAGAGGUUGAAGACGAAACCAAGAACCUGAUCAAAGAAAGUGAUGAAGAAUCAGAGUCUGAUUUGUCUGAUCCACCGAGGGGUUCUAUAUUUGAUGUAGUUGAAACUUUAGAACACCAGAAAAAGCCUGCUUUUGUGGCCAUUGAUGAAGCUAUGAAUAACAGUGAGGAGUUUUAUCAUCUUGGGACGGGCCAUUUCUAUGUAGAAAACAAUAAGACCUCCCGGAAAAAGAAAGCAUUGCUAAGUAGGUUUAGUGAUCUUUUAAAGAUAAGGACUUUACACUAG